CAGUGACAUAUUUAGGUCAACAUCUCAUUUUGGAGACUAGUUGUGGGAAUAGGUUGUGAGGCCAAAUCUUUGUUAGACAAAGUCUAGGCCUACUUCUAAUCACCUUGCUUUUGCCUUCCUUUAACACUUCAGGCUGCACAAUAAUCUUCAGUGAUUAAGGGUUUAGUGAAAACAUAUUUGUGUUCAGCUGGAUGUGAGUUUAAUGGCUCGUAUCACAUUUCCUGGACCCUGUGUAGGGCCAGAGAGGUGCCAGGUUCAAGACUACCCUGCAGUCUGCACUCUCUUACUGUAGUAUAUGAACCUCAGCACUGGAUACGCAAAGAGACAUGCAGUAUCAUAGUAUAGUAUAUACCUGUUGAUUUCUUUCCAUCUCCAUCCUUUAUCUACAAUGUAAAUUCCCUUCCCUCUAUUUCUUACCCUGGUACAAGAUCUGUUUGUGCUGCCAUGCCAACUCCUAGGGUCAUUGUCAAGUACUUUGAUGUUACAUUUGCAAACCUAGUUUUGUGUAGGCUACAGGACCACCAAGGAGUUAUCCCUCUGCAUGAGUAGCGCUAUCUCAGAGAAAUGGAGACAAGGCGACUGAGAAGAGACAUUGAAGCCCUUCUGGGAGAUUACAUUGGUCAGAAACUGAGAGAGAAUGGCUUUGACCCCAAGGGGAAAGGAUCCACUAGCAUGCUGGAUGACCUGGCACAUUAUGACUUGGCCAUAAGUGUUGCCCUUUGGUGGCUAGAGAAAGAGGAGCGACAUGAUGUGAUGGACAGAGACAUCGUUGGAGUGGGCAGCCCAGGUUAUAAUGACCAGUACCCCAACCACCUGGAGAGAGAAGCCAUGAUCCUUUCCUCCUUCGCUGGGAUGAUCCUGAAUAGCUUGCCUGUAAAAGACAUUCUUGCCCUCUACACCACCAAACCGUCUGCCGCUUAUCCCCACCAGCACUCCAAGAGCGCCAUUGUUCAUCCCUUCACCUUGUCCUAUCACCCGUUUGCCAUGCUGGGCUCAUUCAAGGCCGUGGACCACUCCAGAAAGCACACCCAGAAUUUGAAGCGGUGGCUGUCUGUGCAGGGUAAACGACGUGCUGCCCCUGAUGGACGGAGGGCCUUGGUGCAGUCCUCCUCAUCCACAUCUAACUCCUUCCUCUCUGACAGUGGUGAGUCCUUGAAGGAACAAACAGAGCAUUAUGAAGUAUCACAAUAAUCUCUACAGGAUUAAGGAAAGUCCUCUCCUCUUCUGUGUUACUACACCAUUAUUAUAUUGUUAUUACAUGGUUAUUACAGGGUUAUUCCUGUGUUAUUAUACUGGGUGAAAUGUGUGAUGUCCCUGUUAUGAGCCUGCUACUACUGGACCUUCACAUUCAAGGAACCCUGGCCAAUAGUAAGUAUCAAUCCUCCAGUGUGUUAUCAUAUCACUAGGGGUUUCGUCUAUAUUUGGUUGUAGCUCAGACCAUGUCCAUCUAUAAGCAAUACAAAUGUUUGGCUGCAUCAUAGACAUUACUGUACACACUUUACUGUACAAUAAACCAUUCACUGUCUGUAACAAAGUUGCCUAGUUAAAUAAAGGUUAAAUAAAAAAUUUAAAAAGACAUAUGUAUAUCAGUUAUGUGACAAUCAGGCAUGU
Salmo salar (Atlantic salmon) is the source of this 1611-nucleotide messenger RNA. RefSeq lists its product as uncharacterized. NCBI's taxonomy places the organism in Eukaryota, Metazoa, Chordata, Actinopteri, Salmoniformes, Salmonidae. The record is from RefSeq and is a predicted model, not a curated record.